This is a messenger RNA of Psylliodes chrysocephalus, 1852 nucleotides long. Lineage: Eukaryota; Metazoa; Arthropoda; Insecta; Coleoptera; Chrysomelidae. The record is from the annotation of a GenBank genome assembly.
AAAACAGUAUUUUUUUGUAGCUUAUUAAAGUAAAAAAGGAAUAUACUUUUAAUUUUGUGAAAGAAUCUUCACUGUUUUUUGGUUUAAAUUAAUAUUUAAGGGCUAAAUGCUGAAUAUAAACUAUAUUUCAAUAUGGAUAUUAAGUAUUUUCACAAAUAAAUAUUUUUUUAUGACUUCUGCAAUACUAGUUAUUGCAUUUAUGUUGAGUACAGAAAAUGAAAGUCGACAUUCUCCUCCAGAUCCAAGUAAACCUUUGCCACCUUCAAGUUCAAGAAUACAAUACUUCAAAAAAGCCGCAAUUUCUUCAGACGCAGGAGGUUGUGCUCAAAUUGGAAGGGAUAUUUUACAAAAGAAUGGUUCAGCAGUUGAUGCAGCAAUUGCUGCAAUGAUUUGCAAUAGUGUACUAAAUAUGCAAAGUGCUGGUUUAGGUGGUGGUUUUUUCAUGACCAUUUUUAGAAAAAGUGAGGAUAAGGUUUACUGUCUCAAUGCAAGGGAAACAGCUCCUCUUCAUGCAUCAGAAGAUUUAUACAGAUAUAGUCAGAGUGGAACCAAAAAUGGGUCCUUAGCAGUUGGUGUUCCAGGAGAAAUAAAAGGUUAUAAAAUUGCUCAUGAAAGAUUUGGUAAACUACCGUGGAAAGAUUUAGUUCAACCAGUGAUUGAUAUUUGUGAUAAUGGAUAUAUUAUGAGCAGACAUCAAUAUUGGUCUAUGUCCAGGAGAAAACUUGAAGAAGAUAACAAUUUCCGAAUAUUAUCAAUAAAUGGCCCCGAAGAUUUUUACACUGGAAGUAGCUCAAAAAUGUUUUUAGAAGACAUUGAAGAUAUUGGUGGAAUAAUAACGGAAGAGGAUUUAAUUCAAUACAGAGCCGAAUGGUUGGAACCAAUACACAUUACUUUAAAAAAUGGCGACCAUUUUUAUUCGUUCCCUCCGCCUGGAUGUGGCGCAAUUACAGCUUUAAUUUUAAAUGUAUUAGAAGGAUAUAAUUUCACUAGACGAGAUCUAUACGAAUCUGAUAUUGCAAGUACUUAUCAUAGAAUUUUAGAGGCUUUUAAGUUCGGAUUGGCUCAAAGAGCUGCACUGGGUGAUCCCAAUUUUGUUGAUAUUAAAAAGAUAGUUGAGCAGAUAACAUCUAAAGAAUUUGCAACCGAUAUCAGAUUAAAAAUUAAUUUGGACAAAACUAAUUCUAGUACAAACUAUUAUGGUGCCAAAUAUUUUUCAAACGAAGAUUACGGUACAGCUCAUCUAUCGAUUUUGGAUGGAAAUGGCGAUGCCGUAGCUGCAACCAGCACUAUUAAUAUUUAUUUUGGGUCUGGUUUAUCUUCUAAACGCACUGGAAUCGUUCUCAAUAGUGCCAUGGACGACUUCGCUUAUUCCGAUAUAAUAAAUUAUUUUGGAAUUCCCGUUUCAGAAGCGAAUAAAAUGAAACCCGGUAAAAGACCACUUUCUUCGAUGUCGCCUUCAAUACUAGUAGAUAAAAAUGGAAACGUUAAAACUGUCAUUGGCGCGGCUGGAGGGCCUAAAAUUAUUACUGCGAUAGCUUUGACAUUGGCUCGAGUUUUAUGGUUCGGAGAUAAUCUAAAAGAAGCCAUAGAUGCCGCCAGAGUACAUCACCAGUUAUUUCCCAUGGAAGCUCAUUACGAGUAUGGAUUGUUAAAGGAUAUUGUGAAUAAGCUAAAGUCAAUGGGUCAUAAGUUGGAGAGAAAAUCUGAUUCAAUCGUUUAUGCGUUACACAGAGAUGAAAAUAACAUCAUGGGAAUUGUUGAUCAACGGAAAGAUGGUGGUGGGGUUUAUGGUAUUUGAAGUUUUCAUUCAAAUGAAAAGUUUUUUAUGUUGUAAAUUUUCAAAUUGUGGUAA